AUGGGCAGAGCCAUGGUGGCCAGGCUGGGGCUGGGGCUGCUGCUUCUGGCACUGCUCCUACCCACGCAGAUUUAUUCAAAUCAAACAGCUGUUGUGACACUUUCAAGUAACUCCUCACAGAGAACCUCUGCUGCUCCCAAUUCAACUAAUGCUACACCCAGCACAGGUGGCAGUGCCCUGCAGUCAACAGCCAGUAUCCUUGUGAUCUCGCUCUCUCUUCUCCAUCUCUACUGUUAG
Molecule: messenger RNA, 237 nt
Organism: Urocitellus parryii (Arctic ground squirrel)
Lineage: Eukaryota; Metazoa; Chordata; Mammalia; Rodentia; Sciuridae
Source: RefSeq, a predicted model, not a curated record